This is a messenger RNA of Morchella sextelata, 810 nucleotides long. RefSeq lists its product as uncharacterized. Gene Ontology annotation, biological process: protein processing; SREBP signaling pathway. The record is from RefSeq and is a predicted model, not a curated record. Gene Ontology annotation, cellular component: Dsc E3 ubiquitin ligase complex. Lineage: Eukaryota; Fungi; Ascomycota; Pezizomycetes; Pezizales; Morchellaceae. The coding region runs from base 1 to 810 and encodes 269 amino acids. The transcript has 4 exons.
AUGAGCGAUGCCGCAGAUCCACAACCCCCAGCUGCUACCCUUCCGGGGGAGAAUCGGGAGAGCAACGAUAUGCGCUACUCAAAGCUACUGAAGCAAAAGCGGGGAGAAUUCCUAGAUCAUCUGCUCAGAAGCUUAGAUAUGAUCGCCUAUUGCCAUUUCUCGUAUUUGUAUUUUUUAGAUUGUAGUCUGUUUAGAUUCGUUAUCCGUUCAGCAAUUCAACUUAACUUCCUCACACCAAAGCCUCCGAAUUUUCCUGUACAUUCUCAGCGCCGCCCAGCCAUUGUCGCGCUGUUUGGCAGUACAGCAUUUUGUUUUCUGUGCCAUAUUCUUGGAGCGGCGCCGAGCGCUGGAGAGCUAAGCAAUGGCUAUUUACACGGCGGAUUUAUUAUAGAUUUUAUCGGACAAGAGGGCCCAAUCUCAAAAUGGAGACUUGGUUUCAUGGACGCUAGAAAUAUCACCCCUGCACAAGAUUUGGAGUCCGAAGAGCGAGGAGAGACACGUCGACACUCGUUUGCCUCAUUGAAUUCCAACCGCUCUAGCAAUGUAUCAGAGGCACGAAGGCCAGAUGAGACCCCGUUGAUGGAUAGCGAUGAACACACAAUCGGUAUUAUAGUGGAUGGGAGCAGCGAAUCCGAGCGGGAGAGGCUACGAAGGGUCUUUGAGCUCACCUCAGGGGAAUUUGUAGCUGCGGAGCUCAAGGUUGUGGAGGUAAUUCAACAACAGUGGCGUAAAACUGACAUUCCAACCGGAGGAGGAGGGGUCGGGAGUACAGCUUCUGGAGGGAGCUCGAGAGAGAGAAGACGUCUAUAA